GGACCUCCCCGGGACCCGCAGGGACCCCCGAGCCGGCCGGACCUCCCCGGGACCCGCGGCCGGAGGGAGCCCCGAGCCCUGCCCGGUCCCCGAGCCCGGCGGGCCCCGCGGCCGAGCGGCAGCGGCGGCAGCAGCGGCAGCAGCGGCAGCGGCGCCCGGCGCUCCGGCCAUGGGCAGCGGGCGGGCGCUGUGCGCGCUGCUGGCCGCCGCCCUGCUGGCCGCGCAGGCCUUCCCCCAGACCAACAUCAAGAUCAGCCAAGCCAUGCCCGAGCCUGUGCACGCCUACUCCUGCCCCCUCUUCUGGACGGAGUACGAGGGUCACUGCUACCGCUACUUCCCCAUCAACAAAACCUGGGCUGAAGCCGACCUCUACUGCGCCGAGUUCUCCAUCGGCAUCAGGUCAGCCAAGCUGGCCUCCAUCCACAGCUGGGAAGAAAACGUGUUUGUGUACGACCUGGUGAACAGCCGCGUGCCCGGCAUCCCCACCGACAUCUGGACAGGGCUCAAUGACCUUCGGCAGGAGGGUCACUUUGAGUGGACAGAUGGCUCCUCCUACGACUACCACUACUGGGAUGGCAGCCAGCCUGACGAUGGGAUCCACUCCAUCCCGGAGGAGGAGGACUGUGUGCAGAUCUGGUACAGACACAGCAGUGCACUGCGCUCCUGGAAUGACAAUGCCUGUGGCAGAGCCUUCCCCUUCGUCUGCAAGAUCCCCUCCCUGGCCCUGGACUGAGGCUGCUGGUGCUGCAAACACACCCCUUCAUUCUGGGUCACCUCUCCAGCAGUCAGGACAUGGCAUGGGCUGGGAGAGCUGUGGAGCUGCUCGGAUCCCCAGCCAGUCCUGGCUGCAGAAUCCCUCCUGGGAGUACAGUGGGGAUGAACCUGGCACUCAGCAGUGACAGGAGCUACAUCCAACAGCAAAGGAGCCCCCAGCCCCCAUCUGCCUUUGGAUUUCAGGUUGACUAUCACAGCCUGUUAGAGGAAACCCAGGAUUUUACCAAUACACCAAACUGUUAGCACCCAAAAAUAGCCGUGUGUAGGAAAUGCUUUUGCCCGUUGAUGUGUGAAGAGUGGAGGAAAAGUGUUACUUUCUGUUAAGUUAUGCAAAAUGCCUCUUGUCCAUGUUAUUUUUCUCUCUGCUAAAAUAAA
Prinia subflava (tawny-flanked prinia) is the source of this 1149-nucleotide messenger RNA. It is a transcript of the gene CLEC19A, whose product is annotated as C-type lectin domain containing 19A. Gene Ontology annotation, molecular function: signaling receptor activity. The record is from RefSeq and is a predicted model, not a curated record. Bases 170 to 733 code for a protein of 187 amino acids. Lineage: Eukaryota; Metazoa; Chordata; Aves; Passeriformes; Cisticolidae. The transcript has 5 exons.